This is a messenger RNA of Nematolebias whitei (Rio pearlfish), 4830 nucleotides long. It is a transcript of the gene vwde, whose product is annotated as von Willebrand factor D and EGF domains-like. Gene Ontology annotation, molecular function: signaling receptor binding; calcium ion binding. Bases 1 to 4785 code for a protein of 1594 amino acids. The record is from RefSeq and is a predicted model, not a curated record. Gene Ontology annotation, cellular component: cell surface; extracellular region. The transcript has 29 exons. Lineage: Eukaryota; Metazoa; Chordata; Actinopteri; Cyprinodontiformes; Rivulidae. Gene Ontology annotation, biological process: anatomical structure development.
AUGAGGCUUGGAGCUGCUUUCAAACGACUGCUGUGCACAGUCGUGCUUUCACUUCCUAACGUCGUGCACGCGCAAACAGAGAUGUCAGAAAGUUCACCCACACCGUCACCGAGCUGCGGCGCUGCCGAGGCGAUCAUCGGGGGAACGUGUCACACCAAUCAGCCUCCUGUGCCGUCUGUGCCGGUGAUCGUCUCAGAGGUGACAGGUGACACCGUCUACCUGCGGUGCAGCUUUGAGAGCCGCCCCGGCGGCUCCCUGGGCUUCGUGACGCUCUGGUCACGCCUCUCAUCUGAGGGCAGGAAGGAGGAACUCAAACAGGAGACCACCGUCCACCCCUCCACCCUCAUCGAGCUGGAUGGCUUCAACCUCCGCCUGGGGGACAAGAUUUUUUGCUCCUGCUCCAGUUUCUUCUUGGACUCUCCAGAUGUUCGGAGCCCUUCAGUGGAGAGUCGGGAGUUCUUUGCUGGUAUUCGGCUGAAAGCCGAAGCGAGACGCGUGUCGGAGGACGGCGGACGCUUUGAGGUGGAGGUUGCGAGCACGGUUCCUGUCCCGUGUCCCGGCGGUUCUUUCUCCUCUGCAGACCGGUGCUUGUUAUCCCUGCAGCUCAGCACGAGCAGUCAAGACGAGGGUCUGUUGGGUCCAGACCUGUCUCUGUCGUCCUGUGUGCUGGAUUUGGCCCCGGGCCCCUGCAGAGACGGGGUCUGUAGUCGGGCUCUGAUCCACUUCAGCCCCGUCACAGACUCUGCCAGAGAGGGUGAAAGGACCACCAACAUCUCCGUGAAGCCCGUCGUCACGCAGAACGUUCUGUGGAAUGGAUACUCACCAGAACCUGUUCAGAUAACCGUUCAGGAUGUUCCCGCGGCCUAUUGCUACUCCUUCACUGAUCCCCACAUCCUGACCUUUGAUGGCAGGUUCUACGAAAACGAUCAGAUUGGGACUUUUGUUCUUUACCGGAGCAGCUUCAGGCGGUUUGAGGUGCACGUCCGUCAGUGGGAGUGCGGCGGCUCGGUGCACGCCACCUCCUGUGUGUGCGGCUUCGGGGCGAGGGACGGCGGCGACGUGGUCACUUUUGACAUGUGCGACGGGGAAAUGGGCGAAACCAAACCUCGGCUGCUGCUGAGGAACAGAGACUCGAGGAAGAGCGGCGUUCGAAUCACCGAGUCGUACCAGGGCCGGAAAGUCACGGUAACCUUCUCCUCGGGGGCGUUUGUUCGUGCCGAUGUGUCUGACUGGGGUAUGAGUCUGACCCUGAGGACCCCCAGUUCAGAGCGAGACCACACCGAGGGUCUGUGUGGGACCUACGAUGGGCGGCCGGACAACGACCUCCACCCAGCAGGGGGCGCUCCACUGGAGAACCUGCAGGCUUUUAUCUCUGGAUGGAGACUCCCAGCAGGCAGCAGCCUGUUUGACUCUGUCCCGCUCCACGUGAGUGCACCACAAACCCACAAGUCCUGCACCUGCCGGCUGAAUCCCCACAUGUCCUCUCCCAGAACUCAACACCAACAGACCACCUCCUCCGACUCCACCUGCUCUGACCAUGGAAUCACCAGUUUCCCCAGUUUUAUCCCCUCCCUGGACGUCACAGCUGAGUAUUUCAGUUCAGAGGAGCAGCCGAAGACAAACCGAAGACAGCAGCGCCGCUCUGCUGAAACCCCUCACACGCCAGACUUUUCCUCGAGCACCUUUAGAGACGGAUUCCAGCUCCAGCGGCGCAGAAACAGGCGACAGAUCCAUCGUUUCACAGCCACACAUCCAUCUGUGAGCCAGUCCAAGCUGGAGAACUUCUCCUACUUCUUCCCAGAGGACCACGAAGCUGCAGUUGAAGAGGACGUCCUCCCCACGUGGCCCACGCCCUCUGGGCUGACCCAGCAGCAGGCCCGGGAUCAGUGCCGGCAGUCUGUGGCCAACUCGAGCAUAGCCGUGGGCUGCCGGCCCCUCCUGCAGGAGUCCAUAAUCAGCCGAUGUGUAGAUAUGUGCGUCACUGACCUGCAGCUAAAGGAUGAGCCGUCGUGGCUAAAAGCUACGCUGCCACUGCUGGAGAACGAGUGCGAGAGGAGGCUGGCGGAGGACAGGAGGAGAGGGGAGGGACACAGGGAUGUUCAGGAUGUCCUCAGGUGUCCAGACCUGUGCAACGGGAACGGCCAGUGCUUAGAGCGGGGCUGCACCUGCUUCUCAGGGUUUGGGUCAUACGACUGCAGCGCUCAGACUGAUCAGACUCCAGAGCUCUCCCAGCUGGAGAACGUCCUGUGUGACGUCCGUCAGGAGGACUGCCUCACCGUCCAGGUCCACGGUCAGGGCUUCCACGAGUCCAACCAGCUCAAGUGUGAGUUUGUUAAAGAAAAGUCUGAUGAUGGCGAGUGGGUUCUGGACGCCCCUCGCUUUGUUCCGGCCACCUUUCUGAAUGAAGCAGCUCUGAGGUGCCGGCUCCCUCUGGAGGACAUCUGGACCCCUGCAGGAGCAGGAACCGGACCGCUGGCUCGCUGGCAGAUCAAAGUUUCCAACGACGGCUACAGCUUCAGCAACUCCAAGAUCCUGACUCUGUAUGAUGGAGCGUGUCAGACCUGCAGCCUGGACACGGACAUCACCUGCACCCUGAGGGAACGAGCCUGCAGCAUUGAUGGGAAGUGUUACAGUGAAGGCGAGUCCAGUCCCAGCACCCGCUGCCUCACGUGCCGCCCCGAUGUGUCCAAACACAAGUGGUCCCAAACUGAGAUCAACAACCCUCCGCUGUUCCAGCCGCCACCGUUCGACCUGAGCUCCUUCCAGGAAGAAGAUUUCAUCCACCAGCUCCGAGCCCAGGAUCCAGAGGGCUCAGCGGUCCAGUUCAGCCUGGUUUCAGGCCCUGAGGGGGCGUCUCUGUCUCCUGCUGGCCUGCUGACGUGGAAGGCCGCCGCGCGCCCCGCGGACGCACACACCGUUCACUUCACCCUGACUGAUGACUGCGGCGCCGAGACCACCGCCUCCGUGCAGGUGUUCGUUCGCUCCUGCGAGUGUCUGAACGGAGCUUCGUGCGUCCCGGCUGGCAGCGGGGGGUACACGUGUGUGUGUCCGGAUGGCUUCAUGGGCCGGAGGUGUGAGGUGGACGUUGAUGACUGCAAACCAAACCCCUGCAGACUCGGCCUCUGCAUCGACGCACCCAACUCGUUUUCCUGCGUCUGCCCGCCUGGAGUGACAGGACGGACCUGCAGAGAAGAUCUAGACGAGUGCCUCUCUCAGCCUUGCUUUCCCUCUGUGAGCUGCACCAACACACCGGGCUCCUUCUUCUGUGGAUCGUGUCCACGAGGACGCCGUGGUGACGGCAAAACCUGCAGCCGCGACCCGGAGUCUCCGGUUGUGGAGGUGGUGACACCGCAGGUUCUACCAAGACCCAGACCAUCAGGUCUGUCUCCGUGCAGCAGAGCGCCGUGUCAUCCGGGGGUCCGGUGCUUUGAAAGCGUCCACAUUUCAGCAGGUUUCGCCUGCGGACCCUGUCCUCCUGGUCUCCAUGGAAACGGACAAACGUGCACAAACUCUGGUCAGCGAGCAGUCAGCGCUGGAGCAAACGGUCAGAGUCGCACCCACAAGUCCAAUCCCAGCCCGGAGAGAACGUCUGCGUCCUCUUCGUCAUCUCCUUCGUACAGACCUGGCAGGAAGUUGAGACCCGAGAGCUUCAGAAGAGUUUCUCUUGAAGACAGGAAGCCGACAGAGACGCCACAGAAUCAAACAGCGCUGGCUCCUCCUGUCCACAGGGGGCAGCUGACCUCUGACCUCUCAGCUGGAGUCAGGUGGAGGUCCCCAACCCACCAAGUGACCUGCACUGACCCCCCCUGCUUCCCUGGGGUUUCCUGUGAGGCCACGGGCUCAGGCUCCUCCAGGUGUGGGCGCUGCCCGUACGGGUACACGGGGGAUGGCGUCACCUGUAAAGCUGUGUGCAGGUAUCUGUGUGGGAGGAACAUGGCGUGCACGCUGCCCAACACCUGCACCUGCAAACACGGUUACACCGGAUUCAACUGCCACAUAGCUGUGUGUCGACCCGACUGUAAGAACCAGGGGAAGUGUGUGAAGCCCGGUGUGUGUGAGUGUCCUGCAGGCUACGGCGGGCCCACCUGUGAGGAAGCGAGCUGCGAGCCGCCCUGCCAGCACGGAGGCACCUGUCUGAGCAGAAACCUCUGCACCUGCUCCUACGGAUACCUGGGGCCCAGAUGUGAAACCAUGGUGUGCAGCAGGCACUGCGAGAACGGAGGCGUGUGUGUUGCUCCUGAUGUGUGCAGAUGUGAGCCUGGCUGGUUCGGACCGACGUGCGGCUCAGCUGUCUGUGAGCCCGUGUGUCUGAACGGAGGGGCGUGUCUGAAGCCAAACGUCUGCGUCUGCCCCACCGGAUUCUUCGGAUCUCGGUGCCAAAUCGCUGUUUGCAGUCCACCCUGUAAAAACGGAGGUCAGUGCAUGAGAAACAACGUGUGCUCGUGCCCUGAAGGCCACACAGGACAAAGGUGUGAAAAGAGCGUGUGUGAGCCCACGUGCGUGAACGGAGGCAAGUGUGUGGGACCGAACACGUGCUCCUGUGCGUCCGGGUGGAGGGGGAGGACAUGUGACACACCCGUCUGUCUGCAAAAGUGUAAAAAUGGCGGUGAGUGUGUCGGACCGAACACCUGCCAGUGUCCCGUCGGCUGGGAGGGCCUUCACUGUCAAACACCGGUCUGUAAAGAGCGGUGCCUGAACGGAGGCCGCUGCGUCCUGCCGGACCACUGCUACUGCCGGAGAGGCUACACGGGCUUCACGUGUGCAGGAAAGGCGUCACGAGCAUGAGGACCAGAGGAGAGCACCAAGAUGUGGAGUGUGUUGAAGUGUGUG